Molecule: messenger RNA, 3051 nt
Organism: Colletotrichum orchidophilum
Lineage: Eukaryota; Fungi; Ascomycota; Sordariomycetes; Glomerellales; Glomerellaceae
Exons: 5
Coding region: 1-3051 (1016 amino acids)
Source: RefSeq, a predicted model, not a curated record
AUGGCCCAAGGCUUCGGCGCCUACCGGGUCCCAGACCUCAACGUCGACGUGGAAGUGCAACUUGCGAAGAGCGCCGAUACUUCCAAGGCACUAAUCAACGACAUUCAUGUCGACAAGAUCGGAAAGACUACCUCUUACGAUGUAUACCGGAGUCUCAGCGACAUCCAAUGCAAACAAGUGACGAGCAAGACCCUCAUGAACCUCAACAGGAUCGAGCUCUUCCUCAGCGGCAUGCUCUCACUCCAAGACGUCCUCAACGACAGGGAAAUGGGGGAUGUUGAGGGCAUCAUGGCAUUUGUUUGGGGACCCAUGAGGUUUCUUCUUGAGACGACCAACGUCAACGAUCGGGCAUUUGAUCACAUACUCGAGGUUUACCAACAACUGGGCAUUAAGAUCCUUCCUCUCUCGGAAUAUAAACAAUUCUUUGCAGAGUCGGUCAAUGGCAGGACAUGUCUCCUAAAUAUCUACAACGACGUUGCCGUGUUUCAUAGAACCGCAUACAAGUUGUUCUCUCUUCGCAGUUCACUAUGGGUCAAAUUGCACAGAGCAACAUGGAAAGACUUGGAGUCGACUUUCAACCACUUAGCAGCGAGUCUCCAACUCCACGCAGAUUUCAUCCGAACCCAUGGAGCUCCCCUCCAAGACCGACGGGCCCUCCGCACUGUAGACUCGGGCUUCGCGGCACCUCAGGACAGCAUCAUGUUCGAUAGCGAUGAAUUCCGCCGGAAAUCCCACGAGUACACGUACCAGUACGACUUAUUGUGGAAGGACUUUAGAAAGAACGAAGCGGCCAGGAAGCAGGAACAAAAGGACAAGGUCCUGAGAUGGAUCGCCGCGCCCUCAAAGUUGGAAACGUUGCACGAGAGUUUUGUCAAAAAGAGGGAACCGUAUCCGGAGACGGGGCGCUGGCUAUACACCCGAUACGACCCCGUCUCGAACUGGAUGCGCGAGGACAUCCCCAAAGACUCUGCCCUUUGGGUACAUGGUCCGAAAGGAAUGGGCAAGACUAUCUUGUCAUCACUGGUGGUCACCCGCUUGCACGAGCUCAUCAGGACUAAAUCCAUACGACCUGACGUGCAAAUUUGCUACUUUUAUUGCCAGGACGCCGACCCUGAGCUGAACUCGUAUUUUGGGAUCCUCAGGGGCAUCGUCCACCAGCUUGUCUCCGCAAUCAACGUACUCAACCACGACCCAGAUGAAGCAAGUGAAGAUGAAUAUGACGGUUUAGGCCAUCGCAACAACCAUAAUGGUUGCGUCCUCCCUCUUUGCGACGACAAGAUCGCGAGCAGCGGCGGCUCGACUCUAUCAACCACGGAAGGAUGUCUCUCCCUCAUUGAGACCUUUUUCGAGAUCAACCCUCGUUUGUACAUCGUUUUGGACGGGCUGGAUGAGUGCGCUUGCCGCGAGGAUAUCAGGCAGGUAGUAUCCUUCUUGGUGGCUCAAGUCUCGCGGCUUGACGAUAUCAACCAGGGACAGCUGCGCGUGCUGUUCAUGAGUCAACCAGUACCCGACGUCAAAGCAGCCAUGACCAAGCCUACCGUCAGCCCACUGAUAGGCGAGGUUGAACUAAUGCGCACCGAUAACAGACAGGAUAUACAGACCUAUGUAAAGAGCAGGAUGGAUCCAGCGGAGCCGGUAAAGCCACGCAGACAUGUGAGGGGGAGGAUCGACCCUUCCGAAUUUCCGUCAGUCUCUAGGCCGAAUUUCAACCUCGAAGAGAGUGAGAUACAGCGGAUCGAGAAGGAAGUUUCGGUGCAGAGCGAAGGUUCUUUUCUCUAUGCGGUCCUUGCUGUGGAUUAUCUCCUGAACCAAUGGACCAAGGGAGAACUCCUCGAAAAAGUCACAUCGCGAAUGCUUCCUGACGGCUUAUCAAAAAUGUACGACCUGGUAUUGGAGAGUCUCAAAAAGAAGAUGUUAAACGAGUCCCCAACCCACUGGGACAAGACUAAGCUGCUCCUUGGCUGGCUUGCCUGCGCCCAUCGCCCGCUCAAAUGGCACGAAAUACAGGCCAUCAUUGCUUAUGACCUUGAGAAGGAUGAGAUCGACUUUAAUCGCCGCAUGAUUCGAAGAAAAAACAUCAAUAAGUUACUGGGCUCGCUGGUCGAUGUUUUGCCGGGUGAUGAGAUUCGUCUCAUGCAUUCAACAGCCAAGGACGAAGCCGAACGCUGUCGCCACAUACCAUUGGGAUACUUCUCUUUUCAAGACUAUGCUGUGCCUCAAUGGUACAGGCACAUCGAUACCGUCAUCACAGAGUGCCAUGACAUCUUCUCGCCCAACUUCUACUUUGACGCAGGGCUCGAACGACAUCGUGAUUUCGCCGCCGAAUUUGGCCUCGCUUUGGAGAGAUUUAUUUUGGCCUAUGACGACGACCUCACAAAGAUCACUGACAUACACCCGGAGUUCCCGCAAGAUGAUCUGUCAACGUACACCACCUUCCCAUUUUACACUAAUCUCGUUCGUGUAUGGAAUCACAUUUACACCCACCAGAAGGGAUCUAUCGAUGACCGCAACAAAGUCGGCAUCGACCGUCUGGAGGCCGCUCUCGAAUCCCACCGCAAGGUCCUGGAAAACGACUACAUGCCGGAAACGGAAAUGUGUGGGCAAGACACAAUGGAGACAUACUAUGGUCCCAACCAGUUCAAAUGCAAAAAGACACUCUGCAAGUUCUUCUACGAAGGGUUCAAGUCCGAAAGGGACCGCAAAGCCCACCACAACCGCCACGACAGGCCGUUUGCCUGCCCCCUGCCCACAUGCAACUCGGCGCCUGUCGGGUUCUCGUCUAACAAGGACAGGGAGAGGCACGUCAGGAACUAUCACCCCGACCUCAGAGAGGAGCCGACUGUGUUUUUGCAGAUGAGUAGGAGGCGCGAGACGGCUAAAUUUCCGUGCACGAUUUGCCGCAAGUGCUUUACGAGGAAUAUCAACUUGAAAGGUCAUAUGAGGAGUCAUUUUGGCGAGAGGCCUUUUGCCUGCCCGAAUUGCGGAAAGGCGUUUGCGAGGUUGAAUGAUUGUCACCGGCAUGAGAAGAUUCAUACCAAGAAGGGCUCGUGA